CAGGAAGUGCAGGGCAGAGAGGACAGGGGUGACCUGUAUCUGAAAUUCCCCUGCGGAUGUGGGUGGUUGUUGCUGUGGAGCAGAGAAUGCGGAGGUACCGACUGAACAGAACGCUUCUGUAAGAGUGUCACAGGCCAGGAAUCCCAAGUUAGCCUUGUCUUCCCAGAAGAGCCACCCCUGUGAGAGCUGUGGACUCGUCUUGAGAAGGAUUUUCCACUUGACUGAGCUGCAGGGAACACAGCAUGGACAGAUACAGCUGAGGUGUGGGGCAUGUGCAAAACAAUUUUAUUUCAGUGCAGAAUUUCACCAGCAGCAUGUGAGAGAGAACACUUUCAUUGGGAGUGUGGAGAGGAUGUCACUUGCAAAGAUCUGCAAUUUCAAUGUGUCCCAGAAUGAUUUCACAUGUGGGGAGGUUGGGCAGGGCACACUUUCCUGGUCAGGGCAUCUCUACCUGAAGGCUGAUCAGACCAGGGACAGGCCAAAUGAUAUUUCCAUGGGUAGUUUGAUGUUUCAAAGGAGAAAAGAUUUUCACACCAGAAAAGAAUGUCAGGAAGAUCCCAGCAGCAGUUAUCUUCGUCCUCAUCAGAGAGUUCGGACUGGAGAAAAGCCUUAUAAAUGCAGUAAAUGUGGGAAAUCUUUUACCAGUAGCAGUGGCCUCCAUUAUCAUCAAAGUUUUCACACUGGAGAGAAGCCUUAUAAAUGCAUUGAAUGUGGAAAAUCUUUUAUCACUAGCAGUGACCUUCGUCGUCAUCACAGAUUUCACACUGGAGAAAAGCCAUAUAAAUGCAGUGAAUGUGGGAAAUCUUUUACCUACUGGAGUAGCCUCCGUUAUCAUCAAAGUUCUCACACUGGAGAAAAGCCUCACAAAUGCAUUGAAUGUGGGAAAUAUUUCACCAGUAACAGUGACCUCCAUUGUCAUCAGAGAGUUCACACUGAAGAAAAGUCUUAUAAAUGCAGUGAAUGUGGGAAAUCUUUUAUCACCAUCAGUGACCUUUGUCGUCAUCAGAGAGUUCACACUGGAGAAAAACCUUAUAAAUGCAGUGAAUGUCAUAAAUCUUUUACCAAUUGGAGUAGCCUCCAUUAUCAUCAAAGUUUUCACACUGGAGAAAAGCCUUAUAAAUGCAGUGAAUGUGGGAAAUCUUUCACCAGUAACAGUGACCUUCAUUGUCAUCAGAGAGUUCACACUGGAGAAAAGCCUUAUAAAUGCAAUGAAUGUGGGAAAUCUUUUACCACUAGCAGUUACCUUCAUCGUCAUCACAGAGUUCACACUGGAGAAAAGCCCUAUAAAUGCAGUGAAUGUGGGAAAUCUUUUCUCACAACGUCUCACCUUCAUCGUCAUCAAAGAAUUCACACUGGAGAAAUCCCAUAUAAGUGCAAUGAAUGUGGGAAAUCUUUUACCACUAGCAGUUACCUUCAUUAUCAUCAGAGAGUUCACAAUGGAGAAAAGCCUUAUAACUGCAGUGAAUGUACUAAGUCUUUUAUCACGAGCUCUCUCCUUCAUCGGCAUCAGAGAGUUCACACUGGAGAAAAACCUCAUAAAUGCAGUGAAUGUGGGAAAUCUUUUACCAAUAGCAGUAGCCUCCAUUAUCAUCAAAGUUUUCACACUGGAGAAAAGCCUUAUAAAUGCAGUGAAUGUGGGAAAUGUUUUACCAGGAGCAGUGAACUCUCUUCUCAUCAGAGAGUUCACACUGGUGAAAGGCCUUAUGUGUGCAGUGAAUGUGGGAAAUCUUUUACCUGGAACACUGCCCUUCAUCGUCAUCGGAGAGUUCAUAGUGGAGAAAAGCCUUAUAAAUGCAAUGAAUGCGGGAAAUGUUUCAAAAAUACUAGCAGCAGUUAUCUUCGUCGUCAUCAGAGAGUUCGGACUGGAGAAAAGCCUUAUAAAUGUAGUGAAUGUGGCAAAUCUUUUAAGAGUAGCAGUGGCCUCCAUUAUCAUCAAAGUUUGCACACUGGGAAGAAGCCUUAUAAAUGCAGGGAAUGUGGAAAAUCUUUUAUCAAUAGCAGUGACCUUCGUCGUCAUCAGAGAUUUCACACUGGAGAAAAGCCAUAUAAAUGCAGUGAAUGUGGGAAAUCUUUUACUGACCUUUGUCGUCAUCAGAGAGUUCACACUGGAGAAAAACCUUAUAAAUGCAGUGAAUGUGGAAAGUCUUUUACAAGUAGCAGUAGUCUCAAAUAUCAUCAGAGAGUGCACUCUGGAGAAAGGCCCUAUGAGUGCCAUGAAUGUGGAAAAUCUUUUAUCACUCAGUCUCAAGUUCAUAGUCACCAGAGCCUUCAUACAGGAGUAAAGCCUUAUAAAUGCAGUGACUGUGGGAAAUCUUUUACACAUAGGCCUUCCCUUCGUAAACAUCAGAGACUUCACACAGGUGAAAAGCCUUAUGAAUGUAAUGAAUGUGGAAAAUCUUUUACCCAGAGCACUUCCCUUCGUUGUCAUCAGAGACUCCAUACAGGAGAAAAGCCUUAUGAAUGCAGUGACUGUGGGAAAUCUUUUACAAAUAGGCCUGCCCUUCAGAAACAUCAGAGACUUCAUACAGGCGAAAUUCCUUAUAAAUGUAGUGAAUGUGGAAAAUCUUUUACCACUAACAGCUACCUUCGUAUUCAUCAGAGAGUUCACACUGGAGAAAAGCCUUAUAAAUGUAGUGAAUGUGGAAAGUCUUAUACAAGUAGCACUAAUCUUCUAUAUCAUCAGAGAGGGCACACUGGAGAAAGGCCUUAUGAGUGCAAUGAAUGUGCAAAAUCUUUUAAAACUCUGUCUCAACUUCAUGGUCAUCAGAGAAUUCAUACAGGAGUAAAGCCUUAUGAAUGCAGUGAAUGUGGCAAAUCAUUUACAUAUAGGCAUACCCUUCGUAAUCAUCAGAGACUUCAUACAGGUGAAAAGCCUUAUAAAUGCAAUGAAUGUGGGAAAUCUUUUGCUGAGAGCACUAAGCUUCAUUGUCAUCAGAGAGUUCAUUCAGGAGAAAAGCCUUAUAAAUGUAGUGAAUGUGGAAAAUCUUUUUCAAGGAGCAAUGGUCUCCAAUAUCAUCACAGAGUUCAUACAGGAGAAACGCCUUAUAAAUGUAGUGACUGUGGGAAAUCUUUUAAGGGUAGCAGUGGCCUCCAUUAUCAUCAAAUUCAUUCAGGAGAAAAGCCUUAUAAAUGUAGUGAAUGUGGAAAAUCUUUUUCAAGGAUCGAUGGUCUCCAAUGUCAUCAGAGAGUUCACACUGGAGAAAAGCCUUAUAAAUGUAGUGAAUGUGGAAAGUCUUUUACAAGUAGCACUAAUCUCCGAUAUCAUCAGAGAGAGCACACUGGAGAAAGGCCUCAUGAGUGCAAUGAAUGUGGAAAAUCUUUUAACACUCAGUCUCUACUUCAUAAUCAUCAGAGAGUUCAUACUGGAGAAAAGCCUUAUAAAUGCAGUGAAUGUGGGAAAUGUUUUGCAAGGACCUAUGAUCUCCAAUAUCAUCAGAGAGUGCACACAGGAGAAAAGCCAUAUAAAUGCAGUGAAUGUGGGAAAUCUUUUAGAUGGAGCAGUGGUCUCCAGUGUCAUCAGAGAGUUCACACUGGAGAAGGCCAUUAUGAGUGUAAUUAAUGUUAGGUAUCACUAAGGCAUAUUUUUAAAUUUGCUCUCCACAUAAAAGUCCAAAUGUGAGAAAUCUCUUAAAUGUGUAGGAAAUGAAGUUUCUUAGAUAGGACUUAAGAAUAUUACAAGAAAA
Molecule: messenger RNA, 3683 nt
Organism: Eptesicus fuscus (big brown bat)
Lineage: Eukaryota; Metazoa; Chordata; Mammalia; Chiroptera; Vespertilionidae
Product: zinc finger protein 208-like
Exons: 5
Coding region: 353-3559 (1068 amino acids)
Biological process (GO): regulation of transcription by RNA polymerase II
Cellular component (GO): nucleus
Molecular function (GO): DNA-binding transcription activator activity, RNA polymerase II-specific; RNA polymerase II cis-regulatory region sequence-specific DNA binding
Source: RefSeq, a predicted model, not a curated record